CCCACCUAGCGCGGGUCCAACUGUGAUUGAAACGUGCCACUGGUGCCUGACAAACGUCGUUCUGGUACUCGCCAAAGCGAGCCAGACGGAUUUGUGCUCGUUAGGCGCUGACGCUAUCUAUCUUCGAUGAGAAAUGAAGGGCCGACUGAACUCGCUUUUCACACAGUCACACAAUCCGAGCCGACCACUUUUCCAAUUCUUCCCAGCGCUUACCGGGUUCAGGCGCAUCUAAGAGCACGAUCUCUGCACGUACAUACUUUCACGAGGCAGGUUUCCAUCGGACAUCGGGGCUCGUAGACCGAGACAAUCACGCGAUUUCCCUCCGCUCUGAGCUCUCCCAGGCGUCGGCCGGCGCGGUUGACGUUAGCGGUGUUGUGCGCCUCAAAUUGCGCUCCACACCUUAUAGCCGACGCACCGGCCAAGAUGCCUGGAACGGCGCCCACAGCUGUCCCUGUCCUCUUCCGGCAUGCCCAAGUCCCUCAUCCCCACCGUGCUUCUCCUCGCACGAGUGCUUCACGCUCAGGCGAGCAUUAUCAGCUCGCUCAACACCACCGCGUACGACUAUAUCAUCGUCGGCGCGGGGCCCGCAGGUCUUACACUCGCCAACCGGCUCACCGAGCUUCCCACCGGCGCGAAUGUCAGCGUACUGGUGCUCGAGGCGGGCGAGAACCGGCUCGGCGACCCGCUCAUCGACAUCCCGGGAUUCCUCGGCUCGACGGUCGGCAACGCAUCAUACGACUGGUUGUUCACGACCGUACCACAGGCGAAUGCGAACCACCUAUAAAUCCCGUUAGAACUCUAUAGUUAUAGAUGGCAGAUCCCCCUAUGCACCAUGUAUAAGUAUUGACUUUUUAGUGGAUGCAGUAUGGAGGCCGGGAACUAUAUGCUGAUAAACGGAGGACGUAUCACUGAUACGCGAUAGUUU
Mycena citricolor is the source of this 925-nucleotide messenger RNA. The record is from the annotation of a GenBank genome assembly. Lineage: Eukaryota; Fungi; Basidiomycota; Agaricomycetes; Agaricales; Mycenaceae.